AUGUCUCCAGAUAAGUUGGAGCAGUUCUGGGGAGUGAAUCGUAAACUGAUGGAGACCCAGGGGGAGGAACACUUCCGAUACAUCCCCUUCCGCAUCUACCAGGCGGACAGUGAGCGCCCUUUCAUCCAGAAGCUGCUUCGCCCGGUGUCACCAGAUGGCACUGUCCUCACACUCAAUCACCUGGUGCAGGCUGUCAAUCACCACAGACAACACACAGGCGCGGUGCGUGUGGUCACUCACGGCAUCUCUCCCCCCCUGGACACUCCACUGCAGUGGCUGAGCGUGAAUCUGAGUUACGCUGACAACUUUCUGCACCUGGUCCUCACCCCGUGCUCACAACAGCCCUGAGCUCACCACCACUCACCCACACACUCACCCACACACUCACCCACCCACACACUCACCCACACACUCACUCACACACCCACACACUCACUCACAC
Messenger RNA from Petromyzon marinus (sea lamprey), 442 nucleotides. Its product is annotated as autophagy protein 5-like. Gene Ontology annotation, cellular component: mitochondria-associated endoplasmic reticulum membrane contact site; autophagosome; cytoplasm. Gene Ontology annotation, molecular function: Atg8-family ligase activity. Lineage: Eukaryota; Metazoa; Chordata; Hyperoartia; Petromyzontiformes; Petromyzontidae. Gene Ontology annotation, biological process: protein lipidation involved in autophagosome assembly; autophagy of mitochondrion; cellular response to nitrogen starvation. The record is from RefSeq and is a predicted model, not a curated record.